This is a messenger RNA of Bombyx mori (domestic silkworm), 3361 nucleotides long. RefSeq names its product MIP18 family protein galla-1 (gene galla-1). The coding region runs from base 712 to 1218 and encodes 168 amino acids. The record is from RefSeq and is a predicted model, not a curated record. The transcript has 3 exons. NCBI's taxonomy places the organism in Eukaryota, Metazoa, Arthropoda, Insecta, Lepidoptera, Bombycidae.
GGCACGAUCGGCCCAAGCGUUGGCUUGUGACACAUUUAUCUGUCUUCUCGCGUGGCGUCUUUUUUUAAGUGAUUUUAUGUCCUGGUAAAUUAAAAUAGUUUUAAAUUAAAAGGUUUUAUUUUUAAUUUAAGACAAUUUAAAUUUUGAUGAAAAUUGCACUAUCACUUUUUUGUAUAUGAAAAAUGAUAAUAUGAAGUGAAAUGAAAUGAAGCUGAUUAAUAUGAAACAUGGCAUUGCAUGAAAUGAAAUGAAAUGAGAUGAGAUAAAAUGACAUGGGAUGAAAUAUAAUCUCAGUAAAAUGGCGGUUAUUUACGGAGACUUUUUCAGUGGACUUUUUGGAGGAUCUCGAGAAGUUACGUCCAGCGCCUCUGUUUUAUUUUCCCACUCACGUGACGUCAGAGUUAACAGUUCGAACAAUUAUCUUAAUGGCGUUAUCACGUAAAACUAUCGUUCGUAAACCGGCUUUCGUUUAUGGACAAAGUUACUUGCAUUGUUGUAAAAUUAGUUUAAGUUCUUUAAAUUGUCAAUACUAUCUGUAAAUUCUGUAGAACAUUAUUGAAGACGACAAAAAAUUAAGAUGGACUUAAAAGUAUUGCCACAAUAGCAGAUACAAGUGAAAAAAAAAACGGAGGUCAGCAAUUACAAUUGUCAAAAAAUAAAUAUGUCCGACAUUUAAUCGUGACCCGUGAUAAUUUUAAUUUGAACGAUAAUAUGAUAUCAUUUUUCUCCAAACUAUCUUUAAACAACUCUUCAAAACAGCCAGUGGAGGUCGCUAAGCCCGCAUAUAUGGACAAAAGUGCUACAUUACAAGAGCUCGGCUACAAAGACGAGAAUGAGUUGAGAGAGACAAUAUAUGACUAUUUGAGGACAAUUCGAGACCCCGAAAAGCCAAAUACGCUUGAAGACUUGAAGGUCGUGUACGAGGAAGGAAUCUUUGUGAAGGAACCAACUGCAGAUAAAGUGCCCGUUUUACGUGUGGAGUAUAAUCCAACAGUGCCCCAUUGUUCGCUGGCCACACUAAUCGGACUUUGCAUUCGUAUUAAAAUAUUAAGGUCUAUCCAUCAUCCUGUGAAAUUGGACAUUUUUAUCAAGAAAGGGGCACAUACCACUGAAGAUGAAAUCAAUAAGCAGAUCAACGACAAGGAGAGGAUUGCAGCUGCAAUGGAGAAUCCCAAUCUAAGAAACCUGGUGGAAAACUGCAUAGCCGAAGAGGAGUAAAUCAACCCAACAACAAUUCUCUAAAAUGGCACCUGAAGUCGCAUUUUCGAAUAUAACUGACAAAAAUGAAUUCACGAAAUUCACAAAGUUUUUAGCGUACAAAGGAGUACAAGUUAUAGUUGAGUCUAGAAAAGGAGUUAAAAUAGAACCUAACAGUAAACCAAAGACGUCAGACACUGAUUGGUUUAAUUUACAGAUACCAGAUUCCUCUGAAGUAAAUCAGGCAACUAAGAAUGCUUUACCUUCGGAUCGUGUACUGGAGACGAUAAAAUCACAAUUACAUGUAGAAAUAUCUGUUCAAACAGAAGAUGGAGAUGAAAUGGUACUAGAACUCUGGACUCUUCAGCUAGACGAAACCCAAUUCGAUACAUCAUUGAAGGCAAUGAACACAGUGUAUUUUAGAAUGGGCAUAUUGUUAAAAUCUCUUAUAACUAUAACAAGGAUCACACCGGCAUAUCAUUUGUCAAGGAAACAGAGACUGGAAUCAUUCACUAUAUUCUACAGAGUUUACAGUGGCGAGGCAAAAUUGAAAGCUCUUGGUGAUUCAGUGAAAACUAUUCAAGCCGGCCUCUUAAAAACACCAUUAGGUGCUUUAGUCUUCUCGGUAACGUACCGUACAAAUUUUUCAAUAACUCCUAACCGUUCAGACAAUAACAAAGCAUUGUUAUUAAAGAGUGAUCACUUUGAAUUGAGUCCGAAACAUGUCAUAUUUGAAUCAAAAAAGAAGAAAGAAGAAAAAAGAGAGUCGAAACCUUCAGGACCCAUCGAUUUGGACAAGCCCUUACGCUUAGCUGCUUUUGUAGAUGAAACCUUAGUUAAGAGGACAUUUGAAGAAUUCUACACGAAAAUUCCUAUUCCUGAUCACUACAGACCUGAAAAAUUGCCUGUAUCUCCUGUUAAAGAAAAGGAAAUCAUGUCUAAGAGCACACAAGAAUUAGAUGACAGUGCAGCAUCAAAGAGUCCGAAUUCUUUAGAGAUGCCACCAAAGAAAUUCUCUGGAUUCCGUCACGAAAACGAACCACCAAUAAAACUGUUAUUGUUCCCUUUUGCUGACACACAUCCUAUACGAGAACUAGCCGAGUUUUACAAAGAUUUCUUUAAUGCGCCACACUUGAAGUUGACAGAUGAGCUAACACAAUCGAACAAAAGCUUAGAGCCUGUUUUAGAAGACGUAGAACUAACCAACGAAGAUUUGUCUAAAGAUUUGGAGCUGUAUGAGAAUUCAGUUGUUGAGUUUGAUGAAUUGUUGGCCGACAUGUGUAGAUCGGCUGAGUGGAGUGGGAAUUAAAUAUAGGUUAUGGGUCUUAAAUAUAAAUUAAGACAUUUCAUGUCCCAGGAUGCUAAAUUAAAAAAAAAAACCUUAAAUUGCAGAUUGAUUUGAGUGGGAGCGUUUAAUCUGUAACUCUUAAUUACCAAAAUAGUACAGUGUGAUUAUAAAAAUUGGCGUGAUUCGUACUACGCUAACAAGAAACUCGCCAUUGCUGACGGUCUUAAUGUUAUCUUUUCAUUCUACUGGGAAUUGAGGAUUUCUUUAUGUUAUUGAUAUACAGAUCAAUCUUAUUCAAAAGCAACAUGGCUAUAGUUGAUGUACCAUGGUAUAAGAAAGCUUGGUAUUUAGCAAGUAAAUAGCAUUAGAUUUGCCAAAUUUGAUAUAUGUUUAUGAGGGUCUACAAUGACUAAUGAUGUGGUGUUUAUAUCAUCAUCCAAGUACUUAGUCAAAACCAUAUCCAAAGGUCUUUUCAAACAAAGGUCUAUAUACAAAGAAUAUUGUGCAAUAUGUCAAUGGAUAGAACACAAAACGUAUACAAAUAAAAAUAGGAUUAUACGUCAAAUAUUUACUUUAAUUACUCCAGCAUUAUUUUUAAUUAUUAAGAAACGAAUUUUAUUUGUAAAAGAGAUAAACUUACAAAUAAAAUUCUCAAUUAUGUAAAUUCUCAAUUUGGUAUUUUUUUUUUAAAUGGCAAUUCUUCUUGGACGUGAAAAUGUGAAAAUGGAAAGGCGAUGGGAUUUAGAUGUUUUGGGCAAAGACUGAUGAGAUGUAAAUGAAUGAUAUAAACAAUAUUCCUAUGAUUAUUAGAAUAGAAACAAAAUGGAUUUGUAUGUUAAAAUGUUAGUUCUUAAUAAACUACCUAUUUAAAGAAAA